This is a messenger RNA of Dothidotthia symphoricarpi CBS 119687, 1575 nucleotides long. Its product is annotated as mitochondrial carrier. Gene Ontology annotation, biological process: carnitine transmembrane transport; mitochondrial transport. Gene Ontology annotation, molecular function: O-acyl-L-carnitine transmembrane transporter activity. NCBI's taxonomy places the organism in Eukaryota, Fungi, Ascomycota, Dothideomycetes, Pleosporales, Dothidotthiaceae. Gene Ontology annotation, cellular component: mitochondrial envelope. The transcript is spliced from 2 exons. Bases 176 to 1162 code for a protein of 328 amino acids. The record is from RefSeq and is a predicted model, not a curated record.
CAACAUUCACGUUUUGUUUCUCCACAGUCAAUAUUGCACUCUGUUUGUCUAAUCGUCAUAUCACCACAGCUCAGGUUACUCUUUCCCUACACCUUUGAGCUCUUUUCUACAGCCCAGACGCGCGAUCCCCACUUGACGUCCUCGACGCGCCCCGCGUCUGCUCGCAUACCCCACAAUGACAGGCACGACAGAAAAGUUGGCCGAGAAGCUGCCCUCGCCAGAAGAGCUCAAGGAAGAUGUCAAAGAGGCGACCAAGAAGUCGUUCCAGUCGCUGCGGGCGCUGGUCGCGGGAGGCGUAGGUGGUGUAUGCGCCGUCGUCGUCGGCCAUCCGUUCGACCUGGUCAAGGUGCGAAUGCAGACAGCCGAGAAGGGAGUCUACAGCGGGGCUAUGGAUGUCGUGCGGAAAUCGGUCGCCAAGGAUGGGCUGGCGAGAGGACUGUACGCGGGUGUGUCGGCGCCGUUGGUGGGUGUGACGCCCAUGUUCGCCGUAUCCUUCUGGGGCUAUGACGUCGGCAAGCAGCUCGUGUCCAGCUUCUCCAAAGUCGAGAACAACCAGUUCAGCGUCGCCCAAAUCUCCGCCGCCGGCUUCUUCAGCGCCAUCCCGCAGACGCUCAUCACCGCCCCCUUCGAGCGCGUCAAGGUGCUCCUGCAGAUCCAGGGUCAGAAGCAGCUCGCACCCGGCGAGAAGCCACGGUACUCGGGCGGCGUCGAUGUUGUACGGCAGCUCUACAAGGAGGGCGGUAUUCGCUCCGUGUUCCGCGGCUCGGCCAUGACACUGGCGCGUGACGGGCCCGGGUCGGCAUUCUACUUCGCAACCUACGAGGUCGUCAAGAGGAAGCUCACACCCAAGGACCCCGUGACUGGCCUGCCUGGGCCGCUGAGCUUGUCGGCUGUUAUGGUCGCUGGUGGUGCCGCCGGUAUCGCCAUGUGGAUCCCCGUGUUCCCCAUCGACACCAUCAAGUCCCGCCUGCAGAGCGCCGAGGGCCGGCCAACAAUCAGCGGCACUAUCAAGGGCAUUCACGCGAGCGGUGGCUUCAAGGCUUUCUUCCCUGGUAUCGGACCCGCCAUGGCUCGUGCCGUUCCCGCAAACGCGGCCACCUUCGCGGGUGUAGAACUCGCGCAAAAAGCUAUGAGGAAGAUGCUCGACCGCGAUGGCGAAUAAGCUUGCUUGUCUUGCGGUAAAACUUUAUGGAACUACGAGAUUUUCCUUUCCGUCAAUGUCCAUCUUAUGUUCGAGCUUCCGCAUUGCAUACGGCGUCGUUCGAAUUCAUUCACGAUAUAUAUGUAUAUAUAUGUAUAGAGUAAGGGCUUUCUAGAAACGGCCGUAUGUCCUCAAUUAUAGUUUUGUUUCUCCAACACCUCGCGUUUGCUCACUGUGCGGGGCGUGUGUCGCGAACUUGGCCAAGGGAGCCCUGUGGAAUGUGGUCUUGCUCACAGUCUCUCGUAUGAUUUGACAGUACCUUCCAAUGCUACAGCCUCAUGCGAACUCAGUCACGUCUUGAGGAUGCAGAGUGAGCAGAUCGGGAACACCAGGUAUGUGCCUUCUUUGUGACAGUCGUCCAACGUACUCACCAU